Fonsecaea nubica is the source of this 861-nucleotide messenger RNA. RefSeq lists its product as hypothetical. The coding region runs from base 1 to 861 and encodes 286 amino acids. The record is from RefSeq and is a predicted model, not a curated record. The transcript has 2 exons. Lineage: Eukaryota; Fungi; Ascomycota; Eurotiomycetes; Chaetothyriales; Herpotrichiellaceae. Gene Ontology annotation, cellular component: extracellular region; cell surface; fungal-type cell wall. Gene Ontology annotation, molecular function: integrin binding; metallopeptidase activity; zinc ion binding.
AUGUCUCUCGUUUUCAAAGCUCUGUUCGUUUCCGCAAUCGCGGGCGUCCUUGCGGCACCUACGCAGCUGGUAGCACGUCAAGAAGCCCCCCCGUCCGAGAUUAAGGCCUGGGAUGCCGGUGCUGUCUCGGAGUUCCAGAUUCACGAAAGCUGCAAUGUCACCCAGGCAACUCAGAUUGCAGCCGGUUUGGACGAAACCAUCUUGCUCGUCGAGCACGCCAAAGAGCAUGUCCUCCGGUUCGGCAACACCUCUGACAUCUAUCGUCGUUAUUUCGGGGACCGACCUCCCCAUGAAGUCAUCGGUGCCUAUGAGAUUAUCAUCCAUGGUGACAAGAAACGUGUCCUGUUCCGCUGUGAUAACCCCGACGGCAACUGCGAUAUUCCCACAUAUGCUGGCCACUGGCGUGGAGAGAAUGGCACCGACGAGACCGUCAUCUGCGACCUGAGUUAUCAGACACGCCGGUGGUUGAGUUCGAUGUGCGCACUUGGAUAUACUGUCGCUGACUCGCCUACCAACACAUUCUGGGCUUCCGAUUUGCUGCAUCGCCUUUACCAUGUGCCCGUCAUUGGCUGGGGACAUAUCGAGCAUUUCGCCGACGACUAUGAGGAAGUCGUCGAGCUUGCUGCUGGUGACACCCCCGAGUCCACGCAUGACAGCGAUACCUUGCAGUACUUUGCACUUGAGGUGUACGCGUUUGAUAUUGCCGUUCCAGGCGUUGGAUGUCUUGGUGGGGAAGGGUCUGGCGCAGCACCACCGCCACCAGCAACAACUAGCUCGCCAACGACGCCAGAAGCUCCGUCAUCAACGGCCCCUCCACAGGAAUGCCACACUCAUGAGGGAGGUGAUGUGCACUGCAGUUAG